AUGGAGAGAAAGACGCAAGGUCAACGUGGCAGACAGGCUUAUUACGGUAAUAACAACUUUCUAUUAAAAAUGUCUGGGCUGGGAUGUUGGUGGCCAGGGGGGUGUGCGUCUUGGGCGUUUACUAACUGGUACUGUAGCGCUGCGUUUCACCUGUUGUAUCGGUCGUCACCUCCGUCUCUAACCCUUGUAGGCGUGUUCCGCAACUGA
Molecule: messenger RNA, 207 nt
Organism: Pyricularia oryzae 70-15
Lineage: Eukaryota; Fungi; Ascomycota; Sordariomycetes; Magnaporthales; Pyriculariaceae
Exons: 2
Coding region: 1-207 (68 amino acids)
Source: RefSeq, a predicted model, not a curated record